Molecule: messenger RNA, 687 nt
Organism: Cuscuta campestris
Lineage: Eukaryota; Viridiplantae; Streptophyta; Magnoliopsida; Solanales; Convolvulaceae
Source: the annotation of a GenBank genome assembly
GGCCGGUGAGUGAUGGAGAAAACCUGAGAGGGAAGUAUAGGGCAUAAAAAUAAAACCAGAAGCGCAGUACGUACGAAGAAGGAUGGGUAAGUCGGAGGAGAAGAAAGAGGUUGACUCAUUGGAGAUCAAAGUGUCACUGUUUUGCGAGAACUGUGCCAAGGAUGUCAAGAAAGCUUUGUGGAAGGUCAAGGGAGUUAAAAAUGUAAUGGUAGAUUUGGAGAAAGGGAGGGCGAAUAUAAAAGGAUCAAAAAUACAGCCAGAUGCGGUGUUGAAGAUACUGAAGAAGAAACUGAAGAAGGACGCUGAAAUAAUACCGCCGCCGAAGCCGCCGCAGGAAAAGGUGGCUCCGCCGUCGAAUAAUAACGUCGCAGCCCACGUGCCGGCGGUUUGCGUCAUCAAUGGCCAGUACUAUUACACCCAGUUUCCUCACUACCCAGUAGUAGCCAAUGGGCCGCCGGUUUGGGCUCACCAUUACCCCUGCAAUUACGAAAAUGACCCUGAUCCGUGCUCAAUCCUCUAGACUUCAUUUUAUUCAAAUUACCUAUUGUUAAUUAUUUUCAAUCCCGUUUUGAACUUAUUAGUGUGUAAACAAUUACGUGUAAAACAUUUGAUGUUGCGUCAUGUGAUCCAUUGCAAUUCCAGUUGGGCAUGAAACCAGACCCAUUUUAAUAAAACGUACCAUUAUCC